CUCUCGUAGACUGCAAGAUUGCUCGAGACGCAGAUGGGGGCCACGCACAAUUUGCCUCAUACAUGAAAAGCAAAAAUGUCUCUGAGUUGAACGAUGCUAUGGAGUAUUUUCAGUUGGUUCUGAACCAGUGUCGGGUCGGCCAUCCGGACCGCGCAACGGCUCUCACCAAUCUCGCAUGGGUUCGCCUUGUGGGCUACAUCCAAAAUGAUGUCGAAGACAUUGAUACUACCACUUCCCUCUUCCGCGACGCCCUUGCAUUGCGUCCGCAGCACCAUCCCGAUCAUCCCUUAUCCCUAUAUAAUCUCACCGAAGCGCUGAAUUGGAGUCACGACAAGAAAGGUACUGCUGCAGACAUCUGCGAAGCGGCCCAACUCUAUCAUGAGCUACUACCUCUCUGUCCAGAGGGCACGUACCUUGGUAGCAUCGUGGCAGGGGAAAAUGGUGUUGAUUAUGUGAUCGGCGGAUGCAACAAUCUUCCAACAGACGGAUCUGAUGAAGGCAUCCACCUUCGAAGAGUCGUCCUCGAGCUCUGUCCUCUGGGCCAUCGACUUCGUCCCAGAACCCUCCACCAGCUUGCACAAGCAGUUGAAGCACAGUUUUAUCAGCAGGGCAACAUCGAUGAUCUUGACACGAGCAUACAGCUUCGUCGUGAAGCCGUGUCUCUGCGUCCCGAGGGACAUGCUGACCGUGAUGCCUGCCUGAACAACUUGGCCUUUUCACUCAUGUCCCGCUUCAAGCAUCAAGGCAAUCAUAAUGACCUUGAUGAAGCCAUAUCUUUGUACCAAGAAGCGCUGCAUCUGUACCCUGUUGGGCACGAAUAUCGUGAUCGCUCACUGGACAACCUAGGGGGCGCCCUUGUCGAGCGUUUCAACCAACGUGACGACAUUGAAGACAUGACCCGAGCCAUCAACCUCUAUCGCGAGGCGCUGACGUUGCGCCCACCUGGGCAUCCACAUCGUGACACCACGCUUAACAACCUUGCCGUCGCAUUCCAAAACAGAUAUGACAAAUUACAAGUCAGCGAGGAUCUUAACGAGGCCAUUGAUCAGCAUCGCGAAUCCCUUCGGUUAAAGCGGCUUGACAAUCCAGAGCGCCAUAAGACUCUUUUGAAUUUGGGCUCGGCGCUUUGCUCUCAUUUCAAGGAAACUCAGAAGACCGAAGAUGUCGAGGAGGCCAUUGCUCUUUGCCAAGAAUCAUUGGCGACUCUGUCUUCACUGCACCCGGACAGGUGUUGCAGCUACAUGUGGCUGCAGAAGGCAUAUCUGUCUCGUUACUGGAUUCUACACGACCCUGCUGAUUUGUCGCUUGCAAUGGAGAACUUCAGACUCGCGUCAAGACAUUCUACUCAAGGGUUCCCACAACGUAUCUUUCGCGCAUUUUAUUGGACCAUUGCAGCCGAGCAGCAUGGUCAUGAAUCCGCGCUGGAAGCCUACUCGACUUUUCUCGAGCUUCUGGAUGCUCAUUUGGCCACGCGGUCUUCGGCAACUUCACGACGCGAAGCUGGUGCUGCCUUCCAUUACGCCAGAACACUCCCAGCAGAUGCAGCAUCAUGUGCCAUCCGCUGUGACAAUCUACCACAUGCAAUUGAACUUGUAGAGCAGGGCCGUGGCCAGCAAUGGUCGCUGGCCUCCCGACUCAGGACUCCAGUUGAAGCCCUUGAGUCAGCGAAUCCGGCACUGGCGCACAAUUAUCUAGGGCUGAGCAAACUCGUUUCCAGUGCGGCCCAGAGUUCUGCAACCAUCACUGAUAGCGCUGCUGCUGAUCGGGCAGCAAUAGAAUACAGGAGACUUACAAGGCAAUGGGAAGCUGCUGUAGCUGAGAUACAUGAUCUUCGGGGGUUCUCGCGGUUUCUGCUCCCACCUCUGUAUGCAGACCUGCAAGUAGCAGCGCGCCAGGGCCCGAUCAUCAUCUUCAUCGCUAGUCAAUACUCAUGCAGCGCUAUCAUCGUCCCGACAUCAGGAGACCCUCAUCAUGUUCCUUUGCCUGUUACUCUCACAGAUCUGAAGAUUCUCAAAGAUCGCUUCGCCAGGGCAAUCCGAGAAGCAUCUCAGAUGACCCCAACGCAGUCGAGGACGGAUCUAAUAGUUCUCUUGCGGAUAUUAUGGGACGAGAUUAUGCUACCCAUCGUCGACGUCCUCCGGCAUAAUCUGAAACUAAAAUACUGUCGAAUCUGGCUGUGUCCAACUGCCGCUUUCACGUCUAUUCCUCUCCAUGCAGCUCACCCCUUUCAAACAAAGCCAGAUCGUUCUGGGAAGGAGCAAUGCCUGGAGGAUCUCUACAUCUGCUCUUACACGCCGACACUUUCGUUCCUGGUCAGAUCUAGACAGUUGAUGAAGAAGCGUAUGCCUCCGUCCUUUGUAGCGAUCGGACAAGGUCAACCGGGUGCAGGAAAAGGCAAGGCACUCUUGGCUGUCGACAGUGAGCUCGAGCUUGUCAAUAAGCUCGUCCCUGCGACGGCCAAACACACUACUAUUUCUGGGGACGCAGCCACACGAGCAGGUGCGCUCGAAGCUUUGGAGCAGAACACCUGGGUGCACCUAGCUUGUCAUGGCAAGCAGGACCCAAAGCAGCCUUACAAUUCCCAUUUCGUCAUGAGGGAUGAAGAUCUGACGCUGCUCGAUAUCAUGGAAAGAGACAUUCCGCAGGCUGAGUUCGCGUUCCUAUCAGCGUGUCACACCGCCGUUGGCGAUGAGGAGACUCCCGACGAAGUGAUUCACCUCGCAGCUGGUCUCCAGUUUUCGGGGUUCAAGAGCGUCAUUGGGACGCUGUGGCAGGUCGACGACUCUGUCGCACAACACAUCGUCAAAGCCUUUUAUGAGAAUAUGUUCCCAGAUUUGAAGGAUGGAUGUGCGAUGGAUUGUACGAAGGCGGCCUGGGCACUGAACCGUGCUACGCACGCUGUGAAGACGACAGUGCCGCUGGAGCAGAGGAUGGUCUUCGUUCAUAUUGGUGUGUAGUUCUACAUUGUAUUGCUAUC
Suillus plorans is the source of this 2977-nucleotide messenger RNA. RefSeq names its product CHAT domain-containing protein. Lineage: Eukaryota; Fungi; Basidiomycota; Agaricomycetes; Boletales; Suillaceae. Gene Ontology annotation, molecular function: protein binding. The transcript has a single exon. The record is from RefSeq and is a predicted model, not a curated record. Bases 63 to 2957 code for a protein of 964 amino acids.